UUACGCCCUUCUUCUCUGUAUUUCCGCCUCCCCGAGAUAACGAAAACCCUAGUUUCAGAGACAUUUCCAGAAACCGACAAUGGCGGAAGGACUCGUUUUGAAGGGCACCAUGCGUGCACACACUGACAUGGUGACGGCAAUCGCCACGCCAAUCGAUAACGCAGACAUCAUCGUCUCAGCUUCCCGCGACAAAUCAAUCAUUUUAUGGAAACUCACCAAGGAUGACAAGGCCUACGGUGUAGCUCAGAGGCGUCUCACUGGUCACUCUCACUUUGUUGAGGAUGUUGUUCUCUCCUCAGAUGGGCAAUUCGCCCUUUCCGGUAGCUGGGACGGUGAGCUCCGACUUUGGGAUCUCGCUGCUGGUGUAUCCACUCGUCGAUUCGUGGGACACACCAAGGAUGUGCUCUCCGUCGCAUUCUCCCUUGACAACCGUCAGAUCGUCUCUGCGUCUCGCGACCGUACGAUCAAGCUGUGGAACACUCUAGGUGAGUGCAAGUACACCAUCUCAGAAGGAGGUGGUGAGGGACACCGUGAUUGGGUUAGCUGCGUCAGAUUCAGCCCUAACACACUCCAUCCGACGAUUGUGUCAGCCUCAUGGGACAAAACCGUGAAAGUGUGGAACCUCUCCAACUGUAAGCUCAGGUCGACACUUGCUGGUCACACUGGAUACGUGAGCACGGUGGCUGUAUCACCUGAUGGUUCUCUUUGUGCAAGUGGAGGCAAAGACGGUGUUGUUUUGCUGUGGGAUUUGGCUGAGGGGAAGAAGCUUUACUCUCUUGAAGCUAACUCUGUGAUCCAUGCCCUUUGCUUCAGUCCCAACAGGUACUGGCUCUGUGCUGCAACUGAACAGGGUAUUAAGAUUUGGGACCUUGAGAGCAAGAGCAUUGUUGAGGAUUUGAAGGUUGAUCUCAAGGCUGAGGCCGAGAAGGCUGACAACAGUGGUCCUGCUGCCACCAAGAGGAAGGUUAUUUACUGCACAAGCCUGAACUGGAGCGCUGAUGGAAGCACCCUGUUCAGUGGUUAUACCGACGGAGUUAUUAGAGUUUGGGGUAUUGGUCGUUACUAGUAAUCCCAAUCACUCGUGCGCUCUGGCUGCCCUCUAUUAUCUCCUUGUUGGUUUUAUUUAUCACUUAUGUUUUGUCUUACUACUCAUAAAGUACCCUGAGGUUUUUGGAAGGAUGUUUGGUUUCAUGUCAAUCUAGGUUUGUUUCUUUGCCUAAUCUCGUAUAAGAUCUUUUGGAGUUACACUCUCA
Molecule: messenger RNA, 1253 nt
Organism: Capsella rubella
Lineage: Eukaryota; Viridiplantae; Streptophyta; Magnoliopsida; Brassicales; Brassicaceae
Product: receptor for activated C kinase 1A
Exons: 2
Coding region: 80-1066 (328 amino acids)
Biological process (GO): rescue of stalled cytosolic ribosome; positive regulation of protein phosphorylation
Cellular component (GO): nucleus; cytosol
Molecular function (GO): protein kinase C binding; translation regulator activity; ribosome binding
Source: RefSeq, a predicted model, not a curated record